This is a messenger RNA of Photinus pyralis (common eastern firefly), 4960 nucleotides long. RefSeq names its product transcription factor SPT20 homolog (gene Spt20). Gene Ontology annotation, cellular component: SAGA complex. The record is from RefSeq and is a predicted model, not a curated record. Gene Ontology annotation, biological process: regulation of transcription by RNA polymerase II. Gene Ontology annotation, molecular function: transcription coregulator activity. Lineage: Eukaryota; Metazoa; Arthropoda; Insecta; Coleoptera; Lampyridae. The transcript has 10 exons. Bases 414 to 3482 code for a protein of 1022 amino acids.
CUGAUUGGUUACACAAAUGUCACCGGUAGAUGUCCGCAAUGGGCAUCCAGUGUGUUUGUAAACUGGGUUUUUCUAAAAAUUUCCAAAAAAUAUCGAAAUCGGUGAGAAAAUCCCGAUGAAAACGUAAAAUUUUAGUGCCCGAUCGAACUGUUUAUGGCAAUACUUCAAUAUUUCUUCGUUCUGUGAAAGCCUUUUUUCAUUGGAAAUAAGGGUUAGGUUUUUACUCUUGCGGCCGUAUGCUAUUUUGACAAUUAUGAUUAGUUGUAUACAUUUUCAAAAUAAUCGUGCAACAUGUAAAAAGACUGUUCCAUGUAGUUUACUGUGAAUUAAUCACCCAACAUUUUAUAAUAUGAGGAAUUUAUAUCAGAACCAAGAUGUGGUUGACUGAAUGUUGGAAUUGAGAUACGCCAACGAUGCAAAGCCUGGAGGCGGCUUGUGAGGAGGGUGAACAUACAUUUAAGAAAGCAAAGAUUAGUCGUUCUUCCUUGCCUGCACCUCGCCCCCAGGAAUCAGAGCAAACAGAAGCAUUGACUACUAAGAAAACCUUCUGUAUUCAUACGAAACUUAAAGAACUUCAUAUUGAAGAAUGUACAAAAGAUUAUAAUCAAAGUUCUUCUGGCCUGAAACGGAACUCAUUAUUAUUAGAGAAAUUGGUAGCUCAGGAAAGACUGAACACUGUAAUUCUAAAUCUCUAUCCGGGUAAUAAAGGUUAUUCGUUAGCUUUUCGUUCUACGCCUCGUUCGGAGAGUCCGGAAAUGGGUCUGUCAGUUUUUGACGACACUGCCAAUAUGCUUGAGACGAGACAGUGGCCUUACGAAGAAGACGAAAUGCUUCGAUGUAUCGAUAACGAGGAGCUACCUUCAUUCUUUAUAGAUUUAUUCGACGCAAACUUUAGUUUUCUGUUUUAUAGUGGAUGUAUUAUAGCGGAAGUUAGAGAUUAUAGACAGUCAUAUCCGCACUUUAAAUGUGAUAUUCAUCAUGUUCUUCUUAAACCUACUUUACAGACUAUACUAUCAGAUAUUCAUUCAAUAACUGAAGACAAAGUAGAUUGGGGGACAGAUGAGAAACAACAAUUAGAAAGUCAACUACUCAUAGCAAAACAUCCUACCUUAUGUUUAGACGCAAAUCCAUUAGUAGGCGAAAUUCAAUGUAAAUUAAAUCACACUCGACAAUUAUUAAAUACACAUCGAUUAAGAAGAUACGCUCGUAAAUUUUCGCAAGUAACAGUAAAUCGCAAGAGGAAAUUGGACCAAUUUACACACAGGCCUGGUUUGGAAUUAUACGAUUAUAUAACUAGAUUACGUAGUAGAUCAAAGAGUAGUAGUGUACCCUUAAGUUCUGUAAAUUCAAAAAUUGCCAAAAAAGUUCACGACGAUAUCAGACCUAUUCCCGUUCCGAAUUUAGACGUGCCGCUAUUGAAUCCGCCCUCGCAGGGUGUGCUGAUUAACGAAUUUAAAGCGUACGAACGACCGAAAGAAACCAGCGAUUGCCUCCCGCAACUAAUUGAGGAAUACGUACUUGAGACUGAUAUGCCAUCGAAGGAGAAGGGAAAAUCGAGAGUGUACCACAUUAAGCUGUCCAUUCUUCAGAGGCCCUCAAAUUCGGAAUACUUGGGCGAACUGUACUUAGAUCGGGAUCACAAGAAGGGCGAACGGAACGGAGUGGCGUGCCGAUUCUCUUUAGGGACGAGGGCGCACGCGAAUCGUUACAUUCAGCAAUUCACGGAGAUCUUCACUGAAGGCGGUAGAAAAUCUGUUAGGAUUAAGUAUGGGCUGAGCCAAGGGUAUCGGGAGCGGAUUGCGCUCGCACAAGCUCAGGCACAGAUGCAGUCGCAACAUACUGUCCAAGUCAAUUUACCUCAGCAACAGCUAACACAUUUGGGGCAAAAUUUGCAGAGUCCGCCCUGCGUUAUGCCUUUAGUAAACGGUACAGUAGGAUCUGGUGUAACCUUGGUUCAACAAAAUCAAAACGUACAGAAUUCGUCAGUUCCGAUUUUGCAGACGCAGGUUCAAACGGGUCAGACGAAACUUACCAGUUCUGAAAUUGAAAUCAAUGCGUUAGCCACGAAGUUAAUGAAUUCUGCCCAGCAAUUCCAAGCAGCAGCCAAUGCCAAACAGCAACAGCAGCAGCAGCAACAACAAAAAUUAGCUUCUGUUACGAACAAUGCCGCCAUUAUAAAUCUUCUUAAUAGUUCACCUGCGAGCAAUGUAAACAGUGAUGCUAGUGCCGCCGUUGUAAAUGCUAUCAAUAAUACGACUAGUGUUUCGCUUUUACCUCAUCAAAUGCAAACUAUUAAUCAAAAAUUAAUAGGACGUAAAAUGACAUUAUCUAAUGUACCUAACGCGCGUGUGCUUAAUAAUAGUAACCUAAUAACCGUAAAUAAUAAUAAUAAUAGAAUGACCUUGUCUGACCUAAGUUCUCACUUAACUCCAGUGACGCAAGCACAUACAGUGACUUUAACUACAGCUAAUACAAAUUUUGUACAAACAAAUUACUCAAACGUACCUAUUAAAACAGUAGUGAAUCAAAGAGUAUUAACGCCUAAUACGAAUGAUAAUAAAUCCGCGCUGUCGGCCCUUUUAGUCGGCACGCCGGCCGCCGACAGACCUGACAUUGUAGGGCCGAACACGAGUUCUUUACUGUUAGAAAAAUUAGCGGGUAGUUCUGCAACGACACCUGUUCCUACACCGAGUCCAACGAACUUUAUUCAAAGUCCGAAAACGCAGUACACAGUGCAAUCUCCAAAAAGCGUUAUUUCGCCUCUAUCGAGUCCUCCACCUCAAAGUACGGGAACGAUAAACGUGCAAGGUUUAAAUUUUACUCCGAUUCAGAACAUUUCCGGUUUACAAAAUGUGCAACUGCAGUUACCCGGUUUCUCUCAACCCAUAUCUUUGCCGUUAAACGUUUCCUCCGCGGGAACGAUUCAAGGACAUCCUACUAGUAUUAUCGUUUCGUUACCCGUAACGACAGCUACCGCCACUGCCACGAGUAUAACACAACAGGCCGCAACUACUUUGGUUACUUCUGUUACUAGUCCGACAGUUGUUUUGACCAAUGCUGGCGCUGGCAAUUUAGCUCAGCUGGUGACUUCCAGUGUGAAGGGUUUAAGUCAACAGAGUUUAAGAGCGGCGGGACCGGCAGGCGUGACAUUAUCUCAGGGAGGACAAUUUCAACUACUGACACCCGUACAAAGGCCUAGAAUGCAACAAAGUGGCAUACAACAAAGCAUAGCGCGAGGUGUGCAACGAACGCCAAUAACAAUCAAGAUGGCUAUUCCUAACGCAACUGCAGCUCAAGUAACGCUGCCACCUAAUUCAUCUAUGAGUUCGUUAUCAAAUCAGCAACUUCAGUUCACGCUUCAAAAACAAGCGCAACUUCAACAGUACCAACAGCUUUGCCUGAAUCAACAGCAAAAGAACAUUACUCAAAAUAUUACUGCCAAAGUACGUCGAAGAUCCAAUGCAUCAGAUCCUCAGCCUUAACGUCGGUUACAAUUCUUAAUAUAAUUUAUUUUUUUAUGUUAAUACCAAACCGAGUACUUUUUAUACAACUGCCCAAUAAGUUAGUGAAUCCGUAUUGUAAAAUCUAAUUAUUCUAUCUUGCAUGGGAUAUCUUGAUCUCAGAUACUGUAUUGUCUUGCACAGUUGUUCCUAGAAAGCAAUAUUGAAACGCUUAUGUAGCUGCACGAUUUUAUUUAAAAACAAAUUAUAUGUUUUGCAAUAAACUACAGUGAAAAAAUUACUCGGGCAUUCAUGGCACUGUUUUAAGUGACACUAACCUCUGUAACUGUCGUUUUGGAAGAAUAAUUUGUAGAAUAUUAAAUUAAUAGUGCCAAAAAUUGUUAGAUUUUAAUUAUGCUUUACCUCAAAAUUACUGUGACUUGUAAUACUUUCAUUUCAUGUAUUUAUAUUGCUGCCCUGGUGAAAUGUUUCCAAUACAUCAUUGUCAUACAGGUGGAGGAGUGAGACCUGCAACUAUUUGUAUAUAUGGACAGUCAAUUUAUUAAUAGAUACAAUGUAAUUUUUACAUUGUGCUAAAGAUAAAACGUGGGAUUAACAGAUGAAGAUCGACUUUCUACUGUCUUAUAACCAUCUCGUUUUACAAUAGACAGAGAAGCUUUCGCCCAAAAUUUGGUUGAUAGGUGAAUGUGAUUUGUUAUCAAAUUUCUUGUACUUAUGAAAAUAUGAAUAGGUUGCAGGUUAUUCACUUUUCCAGUGACAAACACAAUUAAGCAAAUACUAAUUUAAAUUAGUAUUACCUCUACCUCGCAUCGUCCUUUUUUCUAAUAUUCUGGAAACCUAUAGUUCUUCCCGUAAAUUCAUUAUCAUGACUUUCUAGUCAACACUUAUGCUGUACAGGUACACCUAGACAAUAAAACUUCAUUUUUUUGCAAGUAGAGACAACAGUGAAUUAUUUGUAAAGAAAGUCGGUGAUAAUGGGUAAUCUGCAUACGCCUCAUAAUUUUUACCGAUUGUUUAUUGUAUAAAAUAAAACAGUAAUUUGAAAGUGUGGUUCGUAACAAUUACAUUACAAGUUGUGCAAAUGACAAACAGUAGUAUCGUUUAAGUUGUGUUUUUUUAUUUAGUCAUAUUGUAUAUAUUUAGUGGUGGUUUUAAUUAUUUUAACUUAUUCUUGUUUUAUGUUUGUAAAGACAUCACUAAGUGCAUUAGUUAUAUACGUAGUAGAAUUGCAAGUAAUAUACAGUUAAUACAAUCUUAAAAUUCAAUAUGUGGGCAAACCACUCUAAAAAUACCGCGAAUGCUUUCUCAUUUCCUAUUUGAUUUUUCCUGCAAAUCUCGCUUGUGUUAUUUGCAAAUUGUGGUUGUGUAAGAUUAAAUGUGACGACUGAAUGCAAGUUAGCUAUAAAGUUUAUCUGGUCUAAAACAACAUUUAAGAGUAUAUGUUAUUGUACAUACAGUAUUUAAAAUAGUAAUAAAUUUUAAGAUUUUUUUUUAUUCCA